This is a messenger RNA of Oncorhynchus tshawytscha (Chinook salmon), 2403 nucleotides long. RefSeq names its product nuclear factor 1 X-type-like. Gene Ontology annotation, cellular component: nucleus. Gene Ontology annotation, biological process: regulation of transcription by RNA polymerase II. The record is from RefSeq and is a predicted model, not a curated record. The transcript is spliced from 12 exons. Bases 1 to 1173 code for a protein of 390 amino acids. NCBI's taxonomy places the organism in Eukaryota, Metazoa, Chordata, Actinopteri, Salmoniformes, Salmonidae. Gene Ontology annotation, molecular function: RNA polymerase II cis-regulatory region sequence-specific DNA binding; DNA-binding transcription factor activity, RNA polymerase II-specific.
AUGGACCAUAACAAGGACCCAGGGUUUUCCCUGGCCAGCUCCACCAUCUCUCUCUCUCUCUCUCUUUCUCUCUCUCUGUCUCUCUCUCUGUCUCUCUGUCUCUCUUCCACAGAAUCCGGACAAUCAGACAGCUCAAACCAGCAAGGAGACACAGACAUCAAGCCACCGCCCAAUGGGCAUUUGAGUUUCCAGGACUGCUUUGUGACUUCAGGGGUGUGGAACGUGGCUGAGCUGGUCCGAGUGUCACAGACUCCAGUGGCCACAGCGUCCGGCCCCAACUUCUCCCUGGCCGACCUGGAGAGUCCUGGCUACUACAAUAUCAACCAGGUGGCCCUGGGACGCCGCUCCAUCACUUCCACCCCCUCCACCAGGACUGAAAUGGAGCUUUAUGCAAGUCUCCCACGGAGCUCCAACAAGCGCAAGUCCAUUGACGACAGUGAGAUGGAGAGCCCGGUGGACGAUGUCUUCUACUCGGGCCGCUCCCCUGCGGCCGGCAGCAGCUCCCAGUCCAGUGGCUGGCCCAACGAUGUGGACGCAGUGCAGCACCAUUUGGCCAGUGUGCAAGAGAGGAAGAUAAAGCAUGAAAACGAUGGCGUGCAGUUUCCUUACCAUGGACUCUCCUCGCCUGGUUCUCUUAAGAAGCCGGGGAAAUUCGAUUUCAGCGCCCUGUCGCAGCAGACGAGGUCGCCUCGCAUGGUGUUCACCCACCACCCGCUGCCAAUGCUGGCGGGAGUGAGACCAGGGAGCCCCCGUGCCUCAGCCUCUGCCCUGCACUUCCCCUCCCCCUCCAUCAUCCAGCAGUCCAGCCCGUACUUCCCCCACCCCACCAUUCGCUACCACCACCAUCCUGGACAGGACCCCCUGAAGGAAUUUGUGCAGUUUGUCUGCGCUGAUGGUUCGGGACAGUCUGGCGGCCAGCCAAACGGGAGCGGCCAGAGCAAAAUGCCGGGCUCCUUCUUGCUGCCUCCACCUCCCCCAGUGGCCCGCCCAGUGCCCCUCCCCAUGUCCGACUCUAAAUCCAGCAGCACGCCUCCCGACGGCGGACUGACCUCGCCCACAUCUCCGUCUUACUCCACGUCAGGGGCCCCAGCUCCCAACAGGUUUGUCAGCAUCGGAUCACGGGACAACAACUUUCUGAACAUCCCGCAGCAGACACAGUCUUGGUUCCUCUGACAUGACCUGUCUGCAAACCAGCGACUAGAAUCUUUCUUUACAAUUGGGAAUUGAAACAUGGAAAACAGAAAAAUAACCCACAGGAAAUUGCCCAACGAUCCUUAUGUCUCACAUAAAAAGUAAAGCAACCCAGGAAAUCUUAGCAUGAUACUAGUAGUGAAACUCUGGACCCAAUUACCUAAACAGACGGAACCCCCCAUUUUUAAGACGGGAGGAUCAUAGGAUUUGGGAGAGGCAGAGGACAAGAAGUCAUCUCUCACAUCCAGCAAAACACGGCAACACAAAAAGAGGAACCUGAAGAGAAAAAAGGUCACAUUCUACUUCGGAACAAGGACACAUUGUGCAAUGGCUGAGAAAAGCAACUAUUCAACAGUCAAAAAAACUGAUGUAGGAGUGGGGAUUGAAAUUGAAGGGACAUCAAAUCACUCUCUUGAAGGCACAAAACAUGCCAUCAUUUAAAUGCUCCCCACUGUCAAAUCACCCACAAAACAAACCCAUUAGGUUCCAGUGAAAUACGUAGCAGUCCAUGCUACUGUGAUGGCUCCCUGUCACUCAACACACUGUCAAUUCACCAAUAUUUCCCAGUCUUAUAACCAUUGACCUAAUCAGCCCCACUACUAACAAGACAGAAACCAUGCCAAAACAUUUCCUAAAGGUUGCACUACAAGCUGAAUUAACAAUAAUCUCAUGUCCACUAUUACACCUACAUGGCAUGGGGGGAAAACAGGCUUACCUAUGAUUGUAUUAUUAUUAUUAUUUUUAGUGAAAGAGAAAAAAAUGGAUAUGAGAAGUCUCAGCCCACAGUUCAGCAACACAAGGCCUCCACUCUAACCAGCAUCCGAGCAGAAGAACCCAAACCCAAGUAAAGCAAAAUGCCCAGUUCACUCUUGCAAAACUACAAUCGUGACAAUAAUCAAGUGCUAAGUAUAUCCACUUUCAUUUGAAUGAUGAAUGCCAUUUGUAACACACACACACAUAUAUAUAUAUAUACACAAACACACACUGGGCCCAAGUGGUGUUAUUACGUCUGACACAUGCUAUUCACACGUUUCCAGUACACUCUUUUUGCCCCUUGUAGUAGACAACACACAUACUUAGUUAAAAACACAGGCCUCUGCUUUAACAUCCAGAACUACACAACUACAGUAGUAAUAUUCCCUUUUGCACAGAAUUGUUUUAUUUUUUGUUUCUUCUCUUAUUGGACUUGUCCCUCUGAAUUUGUCCGCUUUA